AUGCGGGCCACUACGAACAGCGAAAGUCUCCCUGAAGAGGUCUUGCUUGAAAUAGUCAAACUUGUUGCAACUGAAAGCCAGCAGACCAUGCGCAACCUCUCACUUUGUAAUAGACAGCUUCAUCGCCUCACUACACCUGAACUUUAUCGCAAUGUACGUCUCGCUGAGAUGCCAGAUAUAGGGCUCUUCUUCCGAUCGCUAUGCUACCAACACGAUCUGGCACGUUACAUCCACUCGGUCAGCAUUACCGCCUACGACUACCCUAUUUUGCCUUACCGGGAAGAUUUUCAUGUUGGAAGCGAACUUAUCGAGAGUUGCAGCCCUUUACUCUUCAGUGAUACUAGUGCGCGGUUCUCUGAAUUUCUCGCCUUGACGGAUGCAGAACUGACAGCUGCCCUGCUUUCCCAUGACGACGAAGGUCUCUGGCUUGCCUUUCUAGCCCUACAGCUCCCUUGCUUGAGAGAGAUCAAAUUGGUGGUGAAUGCACCAGUCCUCUACCUUGGAGACCUGUUUGAAUUUGCUGUCACGAACGGAACCGAUCUCAAUCUCUUUCGCUCUCUAUCGACGAUCGAAAUGAGCGUUGGUGAUGAGGUGGAGCUACUUCCUUUUCUCCGCCUGCCGUCCUUGAGAACUUUCAAGGUGGCCAGAAUUGUGGGUGGAGGUGCCAUGGACAUGUCUCUCGUCUCCCAGCUCCGAUCUCUGGAUCUUCGCUGGGCUUUUGAAGACGUCGGAGACAUUUUGGCGCUGCUCGGAGCUUGCCGUCAUCUUCAAACUCUCCGAAUACUCCGACGCUUUGGGGAUGACGAAGGCGCCGAGUACGCCAUUCUCGGAUUGCUUGCAAAUUCCUGCAGCGACUCUCUCGAAGAACUUGACCUUUUGUCGUGGAAUGUGUCGACACGCCCGAGACGGGUCGAGAUGGCGCGAUUCGUCAACUUGACGAGGCUCAAGAUCCCUUCAACAAUGAUCCUAACACCACCAGCCGGAGAUACACGUUCCUCCGAUACACAUUCAGGAAAUGGUCUUCUUCCAUUGCCAAAGGUCCGCGAGCUGACUCUCUACCUCAUGAACAAAUCCGGGCCACUUGAGCACGUCUGGUCGGCGGUACUAUCUUUCAUCACCAACGAAAUGCUAGCACCGAUGCUCACGACACUAUCUCUUGAAUGGCUGAACAACCAAAUCGACAUGGAGCAAGAAAGGGCGGCGCUAAGGGCGCUGGCGGUAGCGGCUCGCAGACGGGGACUUCAAUUGCGCCUCGAGGCGAAAAGCACCCUUUCUUUCUUUCCCGGAAGAGAUUACCUGGUUUUGGAUGAUGAUGCUGAGGACGAGCAGUCGGGGAUUUUUCAGAUAAGGAUGGAGUGA
Messenger RNA from Fonsecaea multimorphosa CBS 102226, 1359 nucleotides. RefSeq lists its product as uncharacterized. The coding region runs from base 1 to 1359 and encodes 452 amino acids. Lineage: Eukaryota; Fungi; Ascomycota; Eurotiomycetes; Chaetothyriales; Herpotrichiellaceae. The transcript has a single exon. The record is from RefSeq and is a predicted model, not a curated record.